UAGGGAAGUAUUUUUCUCAGUAAAUAAUAAACUUAUGUAGGGACCCCUUAAUGUUUCCUUUAAAAAUCCGGCGCUCUACGGACCAACUAUUUUAAAUGACGCGAUAAAUAUGACAAUAUUCUGAGCGCAUAUUUAUCGAAACUCUGAGACAAAGGGCAUCCUCUCUCAAAUAAACUUUCCUCAAAAGGCACAUUUCGAAAACGUUAUUCUGGAGUCAUAUAACCUUUUCGGCCAUUUUCAUUUCACCUAUUUUUCCAACACCUCUUCCGAAAGGUUGUUCCCUUGUAUACAUAAUUACGUUAGUAUUUAAAGUAAAAUAAAAACAUGGAUUAAUAUAACGUAUUCCCCACGGGGGAUCUACUGUGCAACAUAAAUUGACGAAAUUCCGCGAAAAUCUUCGCGAAACGCCAUUACAAAACGUAAUAUAAUAACUCACAUUUGUUCUUACCGACCAUCCUGAACGUCGGCGCGAAGUAACCUCGUGAAGUUAUCGGCUCCUGCGUGUGCGGAAAACGCGAGCGAAAAUCCGGCACGAUUCUCCUACGGCGAUGAUCCUAUUUUUGGAAUCCGGAUAGCGUCGUCGUAGAAUCGCCGUCGCGAAUCCGUCGUAUGCACUGCUAUCGCUUUCGUCCGAUGCGUUGCACCGGCGUCUUCGGCUUCCCACUCUGUUUCCGUCCGGUGCUGCGGCACUUCCGGCUGCCGUCGAGGCGCGGCGUCAGGUAUUCGCCGCAUUCGCGCACGACGACUGCAGCCGGACGGAUCGUCGUCAGCUCACCGUUACUAAUACCGGUCUCCCAUUUCUUUACGCAGCCCGCCAAAAUGGUUUGGAUCACCGCCGACGACAAGAUGGCCGGCCAGCCAAACACCCAGGCAUUGUAUGCCCAAAGUCAGCUGGACCACAUGUGCGCCCUGGAUAUCGGCAGCCGUGCGUCCUUCGUCCGCUUGUCCGGCAUUAUCUGCACGAUCGGGCCCGCCUCCAGGUCCGUGGAGACCCUGGAGAAGAUGAUCGAGACUGGGAUGAACAUUGCCCGCCUGAACUUCUCGCACGGCACCCACGAGUAUCACGCGGAGACGAUCGCCAAUGUGCGCCAAGCGCAGAAGAAUCUGACCGCCCGCGCUGGUAUCAACAUUCCCGUCGCCAUCGCUUUGGAUACAAAGGGCCCCGAAAUUCGCACCGGCCUUCUGGAAGGCGGUGGCUCGGCCGAGGUGGAGUUGGUCAAAGGUCAGGCCUUUAAACUGUCCACCGACAAGGCGUACAUGGAGAAAGGAAACGCCCAGAUCGUCUACGUUGACUACGAUAACAUUACGAAGGUAUUGAAGGCGGGGAACCGCGUGUUCGUCGAUGACGGUUUGAUCUCUCUCAUCGUCACUUCUGUCGGUCCCAACUUGAUCUCGACGAACAUUGAGAACGGCGGUAUGUUGGGCUCCCGCAAGGGUGUGAACCUGCCGGGGGUGCCGGUGGAUCUACCGGCCGUAUCCGAGAAAGAUAAGUCUGACCUUCUGUUCGGCGUCGAGCAAGAGGUCGACAUGAUAUUCGCUUCCUUCAUCCGAAACGGCGCGGCCUUAACGGAGAUCCGUGCAAUCUUGGGUGAGAAGGGCAAGAACAUCAAGAUCAUAUCGAAGAUAGAGAAUCAGCAAGGCAUGACGAAUCUCGACGAGAUCAUCGAGGUGUCCGAUGGCAUCAUGGUAGCGCGAGGUGACCUGGGAAUCGAAAUACCGCCGGAGAAGGUGUUCUUGGCGCAAAAGUCCAUGAUCAGCAGGUGCAACAAAGUUGGCAAGCCCGUGAUCUGCGCCACGCAGAUGUUGGAAUCUAUGGUGAAGAAACCACGCGCCACCAGAGCCGAAACCUCGGACGUCGCCAAUGCCAUUCUCGACGGCGCUGAUUGCGUCAUGCUGUCAGGUGAAACCGCGAAGGGAGAAUAUCCACUGGAAUGUGUUCGCACAAUGGCCAAUAUCUGUAAGGAAGCGGAGGCGGCGAUUUGGCAGACCCAAAUCUUCCACGAUCUGUCGAGCAAAGCACUGCCGCCUAUCGACGCCACGCACGCCGUCGCCGUCGCCUCCGUGGAGGCGUCUGUCAAAUGCUUGGCCUCCGCCAUCAUCGUCAUUACAACGUCAGGUCGAUCGGCACACCUGAUCGCGAAGUACAGGCCGCGUUGCCCGAUCAUCGCGGUCACCAGGUUCCAUCAAGUCGCACGGCAGGCGCAUUUGUAUCGCGGAAUAUUGCCGUUGUAUUACGGAGAGUCACCAUUAGCCGACUGGGUAAAAGACGUAGACACACGUGUGCAAUACGGAUUGAACUUCGGCAAGGGUCGCGGUUUCGUCAAAACUGGCGACUCGGUUAUAGUUGUGACGGGAUGGCGACAAGGCUCCGGCUUUACGAAUACACUUCGCAUCGUGUACGUAGAACAAGUAUUGCUCAGAGAACGACCUUCUCUUGACAUUUAUAGCGAUAGCGAUUCCUACGACGAUCUCCUUUAAAUCGCAUUAUACCUCGUAUCUUCUUUAUUACCUGAUUCGCUAUAAUAAUAGUUUAUACGUUACGAAUUAAUUAUACCGUAUGUUCUUAUAUCACUAUGUUCGUUAGAAUUAAAAGAAAUGUUUUGAAGCUUAUAAUUAAUGUAAUUGGACAUAUGAAACGUUGGAUUUUUCGAAAUACACGUUAUUUUACAAAAACCAAGAUAACUAAUGUCACUUGUGUGCAUCUGUGUUUCAGCAUAUUCUCAUCUUAAGUAUUUAAUCGCGAAACCGAUUCAAGUACAGUUAUACCCUUUUAUAAUGCCAUUAAUAUCGUGUCUUCGGCGGUAAUGUGUGAUCGAUCAUAUG
Molecule: messenger RNA, 2823 nt
Organism: Dinoponera quadriceps
Lineage: Eukaryota; Metazoa; Arthropoda; Insecta; Hymenoptera; Formicidae
Product: pyruvate kinase-like
Exons: 6
Coding region: 610-2478 (622 amino acids)
Biological process (GO): glycolytic process
Cellular component (GO): cytoplasm
Molecular function (GO): magnesium ion binding; pyruvate kinase activity; potassium ion binding
Source: RefSeq, a predicted model, not a curated record